UUUAAAAGUCAAGGUUGUGUGAAACUGGGAAGAUAAACAUGGGAGUAAAUUGUUUAUGGGGCAUUAUUGCUCCAGUGAAAACCCACAAAUCUCUUAAACUACUGAAGGGGCAGACACUUGCAGUUGACCUAGCUAUUUGGAUAUGUGAGAGCGCGUCAGUCCUUCAGGGAGUGGUUGUAAAACCGCAUCUUCGGAAUCUUUUUUUCCGAGUCACAAAUUUGACCCAGAUGGGCAUCAACCUCAUCUUUGUCCUGGACGGGGAACCGCCGGAACUCAAAUGGGAGGAGAUGGCAAGACGUAAUGAGGUCCGCUUUGGAGAAGGCGGAGAAACAAAGAGAGGUCGUGGAGGUCGUUGGGGUCAUCAUCGUCGUGGCAGAGCAGGAAGAGGAAGGGGAGGGGCAACAGAACAAGGGGGCACUGUUCAAGUAAAGAAGAAGAAGUCGGGCAGAUCACGUUUCAAGUUUGUCCUGAAUGAGUGCAAAGAAAUGUUGGAUCACUUGGGUAUACCCUGCCUGCAAGCCAGAGGGGAAGCCGAGGCAAUGUGCGCCUUGCUCAAUAAACAAGGGAUAGCUGAUGCCUGCUUAACGGAAGAUGGUGAUGUGUUUUUGUAUGGAGCUAGAACUGUUUACAAGAACUUCAGUCUGCAAACAAAUGACCCCCAGAUUGAAUGUUACUCCACAGACGACAUCGAGACCAAGUUAGGCCUUGACAACGACAAACUCAUAGCUCUGUCUUUGCUGCUUGGAUGUGACUACAUACCUGACGGGGUACCGGGUAUCGGCAAGUACCAGGCGAUUAGAUUGCUGAAUAACAUCGAGAGCGGAGUGAACGUUUUGGAGAGAUUUCAAGACUGGUCUGUCGGACGGAUACCUAGAGAUUGCAUACUACAAGAAGUUCCAACCAAGGUGUCACACUGUACAAGGUGCACCCAUGCAGGCCCUCAGAAGGACCACAGGGUGUAUGGCUGUGCGAUGUGUAACAGCGAUAUCGCUUGCCAUCCAAAGUCAUCAUCGACACCCAAAUGCACCUGCAGCUGGCACGUCAUAACCAAGGAGGCGGGAAAAUCAUCACUGGAGCGAGACCUCAUGAAGAAGGCAUGUGCUGACGCUAACUUUCCCAGUAAACCAAUCAUAGAGGAAUAUCGAUCGGUGAAGGACAGGUGCCCAGCUAAGAGACUAAAGUGGAGACGACCCAAACUUCUCUACACAGAGAAAUUCAUCGCAGCUAAGAUGGAGUGGCCGGUAGAGUACACCAUUGAGAAGGUUCUUCCUCUGGUCACUCUGUGGGACCUGAGGGCCAUAGCAUCCGGCCAUCCCGCUGACCCCGCCCUCCACCUCACCCCAGCUGCUGUGGUCAAGAGACGAACCAGACAGGGCGUGGCAUGCGUUGAGAUUCACUGGCAUAAACAAGCUGGGCUACCUUCCAUGGAGCAGGAGUAUCUGACCACUAUUGAGAAAGAGGAACUCUUUACCAAAGCCUUCCCAGACAUAAUGAGAGCCUUCGAGGAGGAAAAGCUGGCGGCCAAACCCAAUAAGAAAGGUAAGAGGAAUAAUGCCCAACCAAGUCAAUGCCUCGUCUCAGGCAGUGGCGAUCGAAGUGAGAGUCCUUCAGCAAACGUUGACGAGAUUGAUGCACUUUCAUCAGCUGUCUCCGAUUUAAGCUUAGUGCAACGUUCAACCUCGCCAGAUGAUACUGAAGCAAGACUUUCCUCCAGGAUAGAGGAGUCAUCAUGUCUUAAAAGCUUUGCUCCGAUACCCGAGGUCUUGGAAGAAGGGGAGAAAUCAGACGAACUUAAUCCGCUCAAAUGCAACGAUGAUGCAAAGCGCUCAAAGUCAAUGUCAGAUGUAACGUUCACUUCAGCACUGAGUGUACGAGUCGCUUUAAGACUGAAGAAGGCUUCUGAGGAAAUGCAAAAGAAAACAGACUCUAAUUUAUUUUUUGAUGAAGAGGAUGACUUUCCACAAACGACAAAGGACUCUCCAAAUUCAUCUUUGUGUGAAGUCUUUAUGGAUGACGACCCCUUAACAGAUCAGAAGAAAGAUCACCACAACUCUGUAAAUUCCUCGAAACCAGAAGAAACUAAAUCGACUUACCAAACAGAGUCUCUUAAAAAAGUCGAAGGGAAGCCACAUAAGAAAAAACGUCAUCAAAAGAAACUUCGCUCGGCCUCUUCAUCGGCUGCUUUGCCAAGCUCUGCGGCCGAGGGAAGGAGAAAAAUACUUGCCUUAAGUGAACGGAAGCGGCUCAAAACACUUCUCGCCUCACUGGAUGAUUCUACCUUUUCAGUGGAUGAAGAGUGCCCUCAAGAUAUGCGUCGACCACUGUCUUCGCUUCAAGGCUCUGUUGCAAAUUUUAAUCUUGGUUUCGAGAUGACCAAGAUGCUUUCUGAAGACGACAGCAUGCUUCUUGAUCUUAAUGAGAUGGAUGUCUCGAACAGGUCUGAGGUAAAGGCUACCACUAGAGAUUCUAAUACAGAAGCUAAUGUGGACAGUUCAGGAGAUGACGGCUUCAGUAACUUCGUACAUGUCGACAGAUCCAGCCCAGACCUCCAAAUCUACGAAUCCUCGGAUUCUUUAUCUGGAGAAUCUCUAGGAAAACCAUAUUCAGCAUGUGACAGCAACGACGACCCAAACUUCAGUCUCAAGUUUGAAUUUACCAAGAUGCUUGAUGAGAAUGAUAGCCUCCUUCCCUCGGAGGAAGCAGAUUUAUCGGUUAACAGGACAGAAACUAGACUUACGGCAGAUGAUGAGUCAAAGUCUUGUGAAAGCCUCGUGGAGGAAACAGAUUUGUCAGUUGACGGGAGGACAGAUACUAGACUUACGGCAGAUGAUGAGUGCAUGUCUGGUGAUAAGUCAGAGCCACUGCAGCGAUUCACCAGCACUGGCCAGGGUUUCACGGAUGAUGAAGUGAACACCAAGACUGAGAACAAAGAUCCUUGGGAAGCGAAGAGCAAAGAAGAAAGUUUUUCAGAUCAGAAGUCUUCUUGCUGCUUGAUAGUGCAGAAACAUCCUACAGAUACAAGAGAUGAUUAUGAAGACCUUACAAGGUCUGUUGCAAGUAGUCUUGAUGGACCUAUGGAUGUGAUCAGAGGGGAUGGAUUGCAGGUUGUUGAAGCGGAAGGGUAUACCAACAAGGAAUCCAGUUUGCUCAUACCUAAAGACUGUACAAAUCAGGACAAUGUCUACAAUUCGCCUGGUGAUAUUUCUAGGCAGACUUCAUCUGAAUAUUUAUACCAGACUUUUGCCCCUCCACCCCCUGAUAUUGACACCCCUACUCUGUGUGAUGAAUCACCCAUUGGAAGUUUCAGCCAAUCAAAUGGUUCUGUGUAUAGAGAACCUCCAAUCAGAGAGGCUGUCUUACCCAGUCUGUCCAACACGGCAUCUCAAUUGAAAACGAACUUAACAGCCAAUCACCUCUCAGCAACUCCUCGCAGCAGCCAAUCACAGACCCUGUCUCAUGACUAUGAGAAUAGUCCUGUCUCGCUAAUGGACAGAUUAAGAAUCAAACAUGGCGGACGAGAUAACAAAGGAGUGUUAUCAGCCGUGACUUCCAUGAAAAGUGGAGUGGAUAUUGGGAACAAACUUAGAGGAGACAGAAAAGUCCUUCGUGAGCUAUUUGAUAACAAUUAAGAUGGCAUUAAGAAACUUAAAGGGAAGGUACACGUUUGGUAAUUACUCAAAACAAAAUAUAUCAACUUAAAAACUGACUUGGUU
This is a messenger RNA of Asterias rubens (European starfish), 3713 nucleotides long. Its product is annotated as flap endonuclease GEN homolog 1-like. Bases 39 to 3629 code for a protein of 1196 amino acids. The record is from RefSeq and is a predicted model, not a curated record. The transcript has 10 exons. Gene Ontology annotation, molecular function: 5'-flap endonuclease activity; four-way junction DNA binding. NCBI's taxonomy places the organism in Eukaryota, Metazoa, Echinodermata, Asteroidea, Forcipulatida, Asteriidae.